This is a messenger RNA of Protopolystoma xenopodis, 516 nucleotides long. The record is from the annotation of a GenBank genome assembly. NCBI's taxonomy places the organism in Eukaryota, Metazoa, Platyhelminthes, Monogenea, Polystomatidea, Polystomatidae.
AUUUCAAAAAAUGGUGACUCGGCCUUUGAUGAGACUACUCCCUCUGAUAGUUUGCUGUCUUGGUUGCCAGAUAUCGCCGAAACUGCAGCUCUUAACAGUGGGCUACAUGUUAUCAAUCAAAGUCACUCACUUUCUUCGGACAUUUCAAAUGCAGACUCCGAUGGUUUUAAUUCAUUGAUGAAUCUUCUUGACGCCUGGCUCUUGAAACAGCCAAUUGGGCUUAGUGAGGCCUGUUCAGCUUACACAGUUGCACUCAGAGACGAGCAGGAGCGCAGUCGACCUAGAACGAAGGACCAGACGGGCACGAACCUAAGUCCCUGCAGCAAUUGGUCCUCCUCUGAACAAGCAGCGUCCACAAUUGUCGUACCACCUGAUGACUCUAAUGAAACAGCCUUGACGUUGUCUGGUGCAGGAGGCGGAAGUUCUGGGCUUGCCAAACGAAUGGAGCGUAGCCACAUCGCUGAACAAUUUCGACUGUUGCGCUCCUGCUUAAGGCAUUUGGAGCAAGCUAUGUAA